Molecule: messenger RNA, 1542 nt
Organism: Gracilinanus agilis (Agile Gracile Mouse Opossum)
Lineage: Eukaryota; Metazoa; Chordata; Mammalia; Didelphimorphia; Didelphidae
Gene: MARCKSL1
Product: MARCKS like 1
Exons: 2
Coding region: 181-774 (197 amino acids)
Biological process (GO): actin filament organization; central nervous system development
Cellular component (GO): cytoplasm; plasma membrane
Molecular function (GO): actin filament binding; calmodulin binding
Source: RefSeq, a predicted model, not a curated record
UCUGGCUACCCCCUUCGCCUCCCCCACCCCCCUCCCGCCCAGAGUUCGUCGGGCCAGUCGGGGCAGCGCCCUGGGCCGGUCCCCCCGCCCCAGUCAGCCUUUCCCCCUUCCCCCCUCCCACGGGGCGUCCUUAGCCGCGGGCGCCCCGCGCACCAGACCCACCCCCCACCUCCCCCGACCAUGGGUAGCCAGAGCUCGAAAGCGCCCCGGGGCGACGUGAGCGCCGACGAGGUAGCCCCCGCCAAGGCCAACGGACAGGAGAACGGCCAUGUGAAGAGCAAUGGAGACGUGCCCCCCAAGGCCGAGGCCGAGGCCGAGGCGACCCCCCCGGGUCCCGCCGAGUCCACCGACGCUGCCAGGGCCAGCGGCGACGCCAUCGAGUCCACGAGCCCUGCGGCACAGAGCCCAAGCGGCGAGGCCAAGGCUGAGGGGCCGCCCAAGGAGACGCCCAAGAAGAAAAAGAAAUUCUCCUUCAAGAAGCCCUUUAAGCUGAGCGGCCUGUCCUUCAAGCGGAACCGGAAGGAGGCGGGGGGCGAUUCAGCCGGCUCCUCGCCCACUGAGGACGGGGUCGCCGAGGCUGAGGCUCCGGGUAGCCAGGGGUCCCUGCAGGAGGCCGCGGAGGAGGCAGCCGCUGGCGCCGAAGUCGCAACAGCCCCGGCCCAGGGGGACCAGGCAGACAACAGAAAGUUGGAGGAGCCGGCCCCCCAGGCGGCCGCCGAGGGCACCCCAGCCCCGGAGCAGAGCCCCACGCCAGGCGGGGAGCAGAAAGAGUAGCCCUCCAUCUACCCCAUAACCCCACCCCGGGAGAGGGGCAGGUGGGCAUCUCCCGAGUUCAAAGACUGUGCACCCCCACCGCUGGGUCAGCCACUCGACCUGGUGCCCGGCCUGCCUCCCGAGUUCAGCUCAGAUCUCUAGGCAGAGCUGCCCCCCCCCCCCUGCCCCUGCUCCUGGACUGUCUCUCGUCCCCUCCAGCAUUCCCUCUUCCCUAUCCAGUCCCUCCCCCUCGCUCCUCCGCAGUCCCUUGUUAGUUUAGUGGAGUGAGAUGCUCAGACCAGCCCCAGCUCCAGGCCCUGCUCCUACCCCUUUCACUGGUGAGCCCUUCUCUUUCUUCCCCAAUAGGUUUGCUGUCGCUCUUCUCAGUCCCUGAGGCUGAAGUGGGGUGUUUGGCCAUCUUCCCUCAGCCCUUGAGGGCUGGGCUCAUUGGAAGGAUUUUGUGCUGGCCCCUGCCAGCCCCGCUGGUUUGGAAGGGAAGCUAACUUGGUUGGGUUUUUAUAAAUGUCUUGCUCAGUUUCAAACUCCAGCUUUGUGCGCCUGCUGUGUGUUCCUUUUGACUUUGUAGGGGAGCUGAAGGGUUCUGGGGGGAGGGGGAUCUGUAUAAUGUGAAGCAACUUAUUGUUUUGUCUCAUUUUUCUUCAUUUGUAAAUAAUUUUUAAUGGCCAAACUAAACUUGUGACUUUUUCUAACUGCUAAAACCAACCUCCCAUCUGGGGUUUUAACUGUAACAUUUGGAAAAGGAAUAAAUGUCAGGCCCUGUUGUGACGA